CGCAACCCGCCGCCCGCCGCCGUAUAGAAGAAGAAGGGGAUGUUCUAUUCGCACACGUUUCUGGCAAGGAAGGGGCCUUUAGGCACUGUUUGGUGCGCCGCCCAUUUGCAGCACAGGCUCAAAAAAUCUCACUACGUUGCCACCAAUGUUCCGUCCACCGUCGAGAGAAUCAUGUUUCCGGAGGUGCCUAUUGCACUGAGAAUGUCGGGGCAUCUUCUACUUGGAGUCGUACGCAUAUAUUCGAAACAAGUCGACUAUCUCUACGAAGACUGCAACGAAAUUCGGAUUACAAUAAACCGUGUUUUUACAACCGUGAACGUCAAUCUUCCUAACGACGCGACACACGCUUCGUUUAAGUCCGUCACUUUGCCAGAAAAUUUUAAUCUUGAUUCCUUCGAGUUGGACGAUUUUCGCAACGACUGGUCCGAGGAUUCUCAUUUAUUGAGGCAAGAGGACAUAACUUUGACAGAGCAAAUUCCGACUGAUAGAGAUCCCUAUAUCGUCAUCCAUUUUAACGAGCAUGAUUUGAAGGAUUCGUCUUUCACGGGAGACAAUUCAGAAUCUACGCACGAGCCAAUGGACGAAGAUGUUCCUCCUCCUCCAGAUGAUUUCGAUGCUCGUUCUCCUCCUAGCAACGAUAACAACAAUAAUAAUGAUAAUCUAUUUGGAAAUGAUGAUAUAAAUGUCGGAAAUAGAACUCCUCAAGAUUUACCGAGUAUUGAAUUGAUGCGCGAUGCUAGAAGAAAUGGUUUCGAUUUUAACAAUUCACCGAAGCUGCCCGAUCGGGCGGAGCCCGAUAAAUUCCUCGAGGAACAAUUCAAUAGAGAUAACAAAACCUCUUCGACCACUCCAUCUACACCCGAAACAACAACAGUGGUGCCGCCGGCUGAUGACCAUGUUCCUUCGUUUGAAAAUCACCAAGAACAACAUUCGCCGGUGCGGUUGGAUUCUCCAAUUCAUUUCGUCCAUGAAUCACCGGAAAUGGAACUACAACCGACGCCACCUGUCGCACAGCCGGCAAGAGUUAGGAGGAACAGGAGACAGCUCUUUGACGAGACAACUGUCCUUAACAAUGAGUACUUGAAGAAUAACCUAAAGUACACGAAGGAUAUUCUUCGGGAAAGGAGAUCGAGUCCUUUAGAUUCCCUUCACGUUUGGAAACGAAACAAAAGAUCGAGAAUGAGAAAGGAAGGUGUCCUUUACGACCCGUUUAUAACUGGAUCUUGUGCUGACCUGGAAAGCAUACAUAGAGACGACUUUGUCUCUUCUAAACUUGAUCGGUUUAUUACAGAGGAAACGAACGAAGGGACAGGUGUCGUCGCUACUGAUAUGGAAAUCGAAACGCUUCGUAAUAACGACUGUGCUGCUACACCGGAGAGAUUUAUACCCUCCGAUGUUCUGCCUUCUCCAAAUAAACAAGGUUACUCAACUCCUGUGAACCCCACUGUUGGAUCGCCGUCAAGACGGACGGAAUAUACCGAUGGGGACGGAAUAUUCCACACCCCAGACAAUGGACCAUCGAAUAAUUUUUUCUCGGAAAUCGAAACCCCCAAUACUGGCGGGGGCACUUUCAAUUCCGACAUUCCCGAGCUUGUGCCUUCUCCAGGAGAACUUGGAUUUCUAGAACAAGAUGGCAGUUCAACAAUCGGAUCCGAAGCAACACCGGAAUUUGGUAUGUUCUCAAAGAAUCAAGGAACCCCCGAGCUGCAACAAUUGUCUUCACGAACAAGGGCUUUGGCACAGUACUUGAAAAGGCAGUCUUCAGCAACUCCUAUCUCGGACAACAACUCGAACAAACCACCGGGAGAUCUCAGUUUGAAGAAGAUUCUAGAAGGCAAACCCAAGAAAAUAUGUGCUAGAAUGUUCUACGAAACUUUGGUUUUGAAGAAUUACGGACUUAUAGAUACAAAUCAAGAGAAACCGUACGACGAUAUUAUUUUGAGGAUUACUCCGAAACUAUCGAAGGGGCAAUUCUCCGGCUGAAAAAUUGUGCUAUUUAUUCGUGUAAAUAGGUGGAAAUGUACACUAGCAGGGCCUGCAAUAAUCUCACCAGAGAAGAAUUUCUUCACUAGGAAGAAUUUGUACUAAAUUAUUUUUCUUUUGUUUAUUAUUUAUUUAACUUAAAAAGUAGUAGUUAUUAUUAGUUACUAGGCCUUUUGUUUUAUUUAUUUAACUUAAAAAAUAGUAGUAUUUAGUAUUUCUUAAUAUUUAUGAAGAUACAUAUAUUUUGAUCUAUUUUUUUUGAAGAAUAUACACAAGUUCCAAAUAUUCUUCAUAUUGUAGGCUCUUAUUUAUGAAAAUUUUGCUGGUGCAAAUGAAAUUGUAACGGAAUUUCUGAUUUCCGCUAAUUCCGAUCCGAAA
Messenger RNA from Erythranthe guttata (spotted monkey flower), 2361 nucleotides. RefSeq names its product Rad21/Rec8-like family protein (gene SYN3). Gene Ontology annotation, cellular component: cohesin complex. Gene Ontology annotation, molecular function: chromatin binding; protein binding. The record is from RefSeq and is a predicted model, not a curated record. Lineage: Eukaryota; Viridiplantae; Streptophyta; Magnoliopsida; Lamiales; Phrymaceae. Gene Ontology annotation, biological process: replication-born double-strand break repair via sister chromatid exchange; sister chromatid cohesion.